Messenger RNA from Toxorhynchites rutilus septentrionalis, 727 nucleotides. RefSeq names its product DPH4 homolog. Lineage: Eukaryota; Metazoa; Arthropoda; Insecta; Diptera; Culicidae. The coding region runs from base 183 to 656 and encodes 157 amino acids. The transcript is spliced from 2 exons. Gene Ontology annotation, biological process: positive regulation of ATP-dependent activity. The record is from RefSeq and is a predicted model, not a curated record. Gene Ontology annotation, molecular function: ATPase activator activity; ferrous iron binding.
AGGGCGCCGCUGACGUUUUUCGCUGUCAAACUUGAAGCAGUAAACAAACGGCGUAGCGUUGAUCGAAACCCAAAUAGCACCAUGUGUAGUGAUGGAAUUUGUUAGUCUAUAGCUGGCCUUCAAACUAAUUCGAACUGAUAUCGUGUGAUCGUGUGAUUCGUGAAAACAUCGAAAGCUCGUGGAUGUCACACCAAACUAACGAAACGCGCAAAUCCAAUUUUGUCGCAGACAAAAUGUCACACUACGAAGUGUUGAAUGUUGCACGGGAUGCAUCGCAGGAGGAAAUUCGUAAAUCGUACCAAUCGCUGGCGCUUCGGUUUCAUCCUGACAAACUGCAAUCCGAUUCAGUAGAUGAGGAGAGCGUGGAUAGUUCCGAUUGGUUUAUACGGAUAGAUGAAGCCUGGAAGGUGUUGCGUGACGAGGGAUCACGGCGCGUGUACGACGCGGAGUUGCUGCAGCGCACGUGUCAGGAGCAAUACUUUGUGAAUGAAGUUCUCGCCAGGGAUGAUUUGAAAUACGAACAGGUCGAGCAUUACUAUUACCAUGAUUGUCGUUGCGGAGGAAUGUAUGUGCUGCCGGAGGAACUAACCAGAGGCGAAAGCGUUUAUCUUUCAUGUGAUGAAUGUUCUCUUUUGGUGCAGGUGAACAACGCAUGAAAAUGUAAUACAAAUUCAUCGGAAAACUUUUACUUUGUAUUUAUAAACAUAAUUAAAAGCAUUACGUAUAA